AUGGCCCUGCCCGGACCUACCGUCACCGUUGGAGGUGGAAGCGGUGGUGAUGGUGGUGAUGGUGGUGGUGGUGGUGGCUUAAUGGCAAAAGGGAACGGGGGGAUUCUGGCCAGAAGGGAAGGGAUUUCUGCCGAACGUUGCCGUCCCCGCUGCACCGGUUGUCCAUGUAAUAUCUUCGACACACAAUCUGCAGCGCAGAGCGAGCCUGCUGCCAAUCCUGGAAUGCUGUUGGUGCCAGAACCUUUAAGCUCACCAAUCGGCUUGGCUGAGACUGCGCCGCAUGACGUUGAUGCUUCAUCGCAUGGCGGAGAGGCGGAUGCUGAGGCCGCAGCCAUCGGCGGCGUUUUGGCGCAUCUGGAUGCGUUUGCCUGA
Coccidioides immitis RS is the source of this 372-nucleotide messenger RNA. RefSeq lists its product as uncharacterized. The transcript has 4 exons. Lineage: Eukaryota; Fungi; Ascomycota; Eurotiomycetes; Onygenales; Onygenaceae. The record is from RefSeq and is a predicted model, not a curated record. The coding region runs from base 1 to 372 and encodes 123 amino acids.